Messenger RNA from Stylonychia lemnae, 1428 nucleotides. The record is from the annotation of a GenBank genome assembly. NCBI's taxonomy places the organism in Eukaryota, Ciliophora, Spirotrichea, Sporadotrichida, Oxytrichidae.
AUGCCAAUCCAAUUAAAAAUUUAUAGAUCAAGGAAAAAGAGUAUCUUAAAAGCACUCAUCAUAAGGCAAAUGAGUAAAAUUAAGAUUUCCUGUCCACAUAAAAGAGAGAGGACUCACUAGCAGAAUGCUAAAACCAAUUACGGUACCUACACAUCUAAGCUAAACUAAUAGUCUCAUCCUAACAGAGAUUAUGCAAUUACUCAACAUACUUCCAAAUCCAAUUAAAAGUUGGAACAGACCUUUAAGGAGAUAAAUUAAUUUAUAGAUCAAGAUCAGCAAAAGGGAUCAGAAUAAGUAUUCUCAGGUCUUAAUCAAUUAGUAAAGAAGUAUGAGGGUCCAGAUAUCUUUGCUAAUAGUAAUAGAAGGAAAUACAUGCCAACUCACUAUAGGGAUCAUUAGAGUGAUAAUACGAAUCAUGUGAUAAAUAACAACACUUUCUUGCGAGUAUUUGACAGAAACAAUCCUAUUGAUGAUAAAGUUAAGCCUAUUCUAGAUCAAAAUGUGGCUGGAAUAAGACCAAAAGAGGCAUUCUUGACCUAUAAAGAAGAUAACAAAGGAAUCAUUAGAAGAAAUAAGUCUUAACACUUUAAAAUUAUGUAGCCAAAUCAAUUAAGUUAGAUUAAGUCAGAGAGAAAUUUUGAGAACUCAAGGUAUACAAACUUAUAUGAGGGAAUUCAUGAGAUGCCUUAAUAGGAACCAGAGCCAGCACUGAGAUCUAGUAUUCAUAGUUUGGGGUCAUUUGUGCAAUAGAACUUUGAGAAUCAAUCUAUACUCAGGAAUUCCUUUAAUCCUUUGCAGGCUUCAGGCUAGACUUAGGUAAAUAUAGUGCAUGAAGAUAGAGUAAAUAAUGAUGCUAUGCAGAAAUCUGGUAAAGUAGCCAAUUCCUUUAACGAAGUAGCGUCAAGAAAGAAUGUAUUUAAUCGCAUGAUUUAAAAUGAGUUGAGAAGCAGAAUGCUUGCGAAUGAAUUCAUUAAUAAUGAGCAUUCAUCAAAUAGAGCUAAUACUUACCAAUAGUCGGGAGGAAACGAGUCUAUUCCAAAUUAGAAUUAAUUUGCUUAAAGCUCAAUGAAAACAUAAUAACACAUUCCUUAAGAAAUCAUAAAUUAGAACUAGUUCUUCAAACUGGAGUAAGUCUACAGGACUAAUGAAACUACCCAUAAAGAAAGACCUCAAGCUUUUAUCAAAGAUUCUCCUUUCAUGUAAUAAAACGGCUAUCACGACUCAAAUCAUUAUCCUUUGCUAGGAAAAUCAUCUAGUAUGAUAAAUCUACCGUCAAGCAAGCAGAUCAACUUAACUUAAAACUUACUUGGAGUACCAUAAAGUACUUCCUUUGGAUUAAAUGGCAAUACAUCUAUUCCUUAAAAGGCCAAUUUCAAGGACUUACUAGAUAUGAGCCGCACUCUAGACAAAGGUAUCAAAAUGAGAUGA